CCGGAUCCGGUGCCCAGACCCAAGCCCCUCACUGCUCCAUGGACACCCCCAGCCCAGGCCCGUUGCCUUCGCCUUUGCCCGAGGAGGAAGAGAAACCUCUGGCCUUACUUCCUCCUGUUCCCCGGGGCCGCCGGGGCCGACCUCCCGGGGGAGCUCCCUCCUGCCACCGGAAGCUCAAGUCCUCACUCCCCCGAAAGCGGGGCCGUCCCCCCAAGUCCGGGCCCGAGCUCCCGCUAGCACAGGGGCUGCCGGCAGCGGUGGACAGCGGCAGUGGCGGUGGCGGCGGCAGCGACCUCCUGCUGAUCGAUGACCAGGGCGUGCCCUACACCGUCUCGGAGGGCUUGGUGGCCGCCGGGCCGCAGGUCUCCGGCCCCCGGAGGGCCCCGCAUUUCUGCCCGGUGUGCCUGAGGGCCUUCCCCUACCUCUCCGACCUGGAGCGCCACAGCAUCUCGCACUCGGAGCUGAAGCCACACGAGUGCAAAGACUGUGGCAAGACCUUCAAGCGGUCCAGCCACCUGCGGCGACACUGCAACAUCCACGCAGGGCUGCGGCCCUUCCUGUGCGCGCUGUGCCCGCGCCGCUUCCGCGAGGCCGGCGAGCUGGCGCACCACCACCGCGUGCACUCGGGCGAGCGCCCCUACCAGUGCCCCGUGUGCCGCCUGCGCUUCACCGAAGCCAACACGCUUCGGCGCCACUCCAAGCGCAAGCACCCCGAGGCCCUGGGGCUGCCCGCGUGUCGCCCAGAUCCGAGGCCAGAGCCGCCGUGGGACGAUGAGGGCAUCCCGGCCACCGAGGGCGCGCACGAGGAGGGCCCCGAGGGGAAUGAGCCCGCUUGACCCGCGACCCUGGCCGCCGACCCCCAGUUCAGGCCCGCAGCCCGGAGCUCAGCUGGGGAUGGGGCUGGACCUGGGCCCGCAGGCCAGGGCACCCGCGCUCCCGGUGGCUCGCCCGCUGUGGGAGGGGGUGGAGGGCAGGGACCUAGACGCGCUGCUGCGUCCUGGCGCCGGCCCGCGGAUUCCCAGGCCCGCGGAGACACCGGCCGUGGAAAUAAAGCCUGCCUGCUGGCCCCGUG
Chinchilla lanigera (long-tailed chinchilla) is the source of this 1072-nucleotide messenger RNA. It is a transcript of the gene Znf524, whose product is annotated as zinc finger protein 524. Gene Ontology annotation, molecular function: RNA polymerase II cis-regulatory region sequence-specific DNA binding; DNA-binding transcription factor activity, RNA polymerase II-specific. Gene Ontology annotation, biological process: regulation of transcription by RNA polymerase II. NCBI's taxonomy places the organism in Eukaryota, Metazoa, Chordata, Mammalia, Rodentia, Chinchillidae. The transcript has a single exon. The record is from RefSeq and is a predicted model, not a curated record. The coding region runs from base 39 to 836 and encodes 265 amino acids. Gene Ontology annotation, cellular component: nucleus.